This is a messenger RNA of Hibiscus syriacus, 573 nucleotides long. Its product is annotated as protein ACTIVITY OF BC1 COMPLEX KINASE 1, chloroplastic-like. NCBI's taxonomy places the organism in Eukaryota, Viridiplantae, Streptophyta, Magnoliopsida, Malvales, Malvaceae. The record is from RefSeq and is a predicted model, not a curated record. The coding region runs from base 176 to 496 and encodes 106 amino acids. The transcript has 5 exons.
UACUGAUUCUAAGUGUUUUCACUAGGUUGCCUACCCAUAUGUGGCAAAGCGCCUGUUAACGGAUCCUAAUCCAGCUCUUCGUGAACGCCUCAUACAGGUUCUUUUUAAAGAUGGUGUUUUCCAGUGGAAACGGCUGGAAAAUCUUAUUGUUCUUGCCAAGGAAAAUGUGGCCAAAAUGAGUAGUAACCCUGCACUGCAAGUGAAGAAGAAUGUGCCCAGUUCAAAAAGCUGGCAAACAGUAAGCAAGUUGGGCUUGACAGACAACAUUAAAGAUGGAGCUCGCCUUUUCCUCUUUGAUGAAGGUAUCCGUAGACAGCUUCUUCUUGCUCUGACUGAAGACUCUAAGCUCCAUGUUGAAGAGCUAGUGGAUGUCUAUAGACUGGUUGAAGAUGAGAUAGACGUACCAGCGGUGGCUAGGGAAAUUGUAAGAGAUUUUCCAAAUGUGGUUCGGGGUUUCUUGCUUUCAUGGAGCAACUCGGUUUUAUCUGAUAGAUGAAGCAAAAUUUUGGCACAAACAUUUAUUUUGUAUAGAUAAGUUCCAGUCCAUGCGGUGGAACAAAAGAGCAGUUGGUU